This is a messenger RNA of Saccostrea echinata, 1249 nucleotides long. Its product is annotated as zinc finger TRAF-type-containing protein 1-B-like. NCBI's taxonomy places the organism in Eukaryota, Metazoa, Mollusca, Bivalvia, Ostreida, Ostreidae. Gene Ontology annotation, cellular component: nucleus. The transcript is spliced from 4 exons. Bases 81 to 1124 code for a protein of 347 amino acids. The record is from RefSeq and is a predicted model, not a curated record.
GCGAUUGGUUGUCUAUGACGUCAGCGAUAUUCGGGGUUCCUGGUCGAAACGUCAACAAAGCAAAAACGUAAACAAACGAGAUGGCAGAUAUACCAGGUCCUUCGACUCUCGUUUUACAAGAUGAAAAUUGCAACAAAGAAAAUCUUGACACCAAUUUUGAGCCCGAGAGAAAGAAAAUGAAGACAGAAUAUAACCAAAAAGAAAAGGAAAAGGAAAAUAAAUUGGAAGAUCGACUGAGUGGAAUCCUUUGCUGCGCAGUUUGCCUUGACUUGCCCAGGACUUGCUUUCAGUGUACCAAUGGACAUCUUAUGUGUGCAGGAUGUUACAAUCACUUGCUGGCUGAUGGAAGGCUUAAAGAUGAGACAGCAACCUGCCCUAACUGUCGCUGUGAGAUCAACAAAAAUCUGUGUACCCGCAAUCUAGCUGUGGAGAAGGCAGUGUCCGAGCUCCCAAGCGUGUGCCAGUUCUGUAACUGUCAGUUACCUCGUAAUCAAGUAGAUCACCACCAGAGGGAGCUCUGUCUAGAGCGGUCCACAUGUUGUAAAUACUCUAGAAUUGGUUGUCCUUGGCAAGGACCCUUUCAUGAGUUGGCAGGACACGAGCAGAGCUGUAUCCAUCCGAACAAGCCCGCUGAUGACAUCAUGGAUGCUCUGUCAUUGGUUGAUAAGCAGAGAGAGGAGGAGCUUAGAGUCUACAGCAAUCUCUACAAUCUACUGUCAUAUGAGAAAGUCACCUUUAAUGAUUUGCAGCUGAAGCCCUACAGAACUGAUGACUUUAUCACCAAACUGUACUACGAGACCAGUAGAUUCUCGGCCUUUAAUCAUCAAUGGGUCAUCAAAGCCCGAAUCAACAAUGACAAACCGACUCAGUCUGUCUCAAGGUCGAUGUCGUAUCAACUGGUUCUCAAAGGCAAGAUCACAAACCCAAUACAGGUCAAGUUUAUUGCCCUGAAGGGACCAUAUGGGGACAUGAAAGUCAACCCCGCAAUAAACAUGUUUGAGUUCUCACCAGAAAACGUGGAGACAGAAUACUUCGACCUUCCUAUUGUGAAUUCCUUAGAGUGUAACAAAGUAUUAGCUUCCAAGACAAUAAAUGUUAGAGUAAUUAUGGUUCAUCUGCAGUAACCAGCCAGUCUUUACGUUAGCGUUCAACAUGUAAUGAAUUGCUAGACCUUUUUUUUUGGAAUCUCUGUAAUUAUUCUGUAACAAUGGCAUUCUAAUCAUGUUUUAAAUCAUUAUAAAUGUACUUA